This is a messenger RNA of Tigriopus californicus, 2368 nucleotides long. RefSeq names its product trehalase-like. Gene Ontology annotation, biological process: trehalose catabolic process. Gene Ontology annotation, molecular function: alpha,alpha-trehalase activity. NCBI's taxonomy places the organism in Eukaryota, Metazoa, Arthropoda, Copepoda, Harpacticoida, Harpacticidae. Bases 166 to 2148 code for a protein of 660 amino acids. The record is from RefSeq and is a predicted model, not a curated record. The transcript is spliced from 8 exons.
GCCCUCUGAUGACGUUCGGUAUGGACUCGACUCUUGGAAACCGAGCUGAAUGAAGCAAAGCCAUUCGCUUACUUGUGCAUGAAACGUCUGGUUUGGCUGUGAGUUCGCUCCCACUGAAGGAAUCAUCGAAUAUUAAGUUACUUGAGUGAGGGAGAAAAAAACAGAAUGGAGCGACUGAAGCGACUCCUGGAAGAGGAUCCCAAUCCUGUGUGCGAAAGUGGUGUCUUCUGUUAUGGCCCUCUGUUGGACGCCAUUCAAAUGUCCAGGAUCUAUCCCGAUUCUAAGACAUUUGUAGACAAGAAACUGAAACAUACGCCGGGAAAGAUCAUCAAGCAUUUUGAGCAACUCGUUGCUGAUAAUAAUGGAGAACCUUUAUCCAAAGAGGUCCUUACUCAGUUUGUCGAUGACAAUUUCGAAGCUGAGGGUCAAGAAUUGGAACCUUGGACCCCGGAAGAUUGGACUCCAAGACCGAAAUUUGUGGAGAAACUGGAAAAUACCGAACUAAGGGGUUUAGCUGUGAGGAUCAAUGGAUUGUGGAAAGACCUUAGCCGACGAAUCAAGGACGAAGUUCGGGAGAACCCUCAACUUUACUCAAUAAUUUAUGUGCCCAAUGGCUUUGUGGUGCCUGGAGGUCGCUUUCGAGAAUUUUAUUACUGGGACACCUAUUGGAUAGUGAAAGCGUUGUUGCUUUGCGAAAUGGCCCAGACCGUCCGAGGAAUCAUUGAAAAUUUCUUGACCAUGGUGGAAACCUACGGCAUGGUUCCAAAUGGAGGACGAAUAUAUUACAUCAAGAGAUCGCAACCGCCCUUCCUCACUCUCAUGAUGAAGGAAUACAUUAAAAGCACGGGAGAUUUGGACUUUUUAAGCCAACACGUCGCUACCCUGGACAAGGAACUCCAAUUUUGGGAAAAGAAGCGAUCAGUUACCUUGACGAAAGAUGAUCAGGAGCAUCUCUUUUUCGUUUUUGGAACGGGUGGCACUGGUCCAAGACCAGAAUCAUAUCGCGAAGACUUUGAACAUGCUGAAACCUUUACAGGGAAGGAGGAGAAAGAGGCGUUUUAUUAUCACAUCAAGGCUGGUGCUGAAUCUGGUUGGGAUUACUCUACUAGAUGGAUGAUCAACGCCCAAGCUCAAAACCAAGGGACAUUAUUGGACGUCAAAACUAGUUUUAUUGUUCCUGUGGAUUUGAAUGCCAUCAUGUACAUGAACUAUAAAGCCAUGUCGGAUUUCUACACUCAACUAGGAGAUACUGAAAAUGCCGAGUUUCACACCAAAAAGGCAACCCUUUUGAAAGAAGCAAUUGGGAAAGUUCUAUGGAGCGAAGAAGACAACAUGUGGUUCGACUACGACUUAUUGAAUGAUAAAUCCAGAAAGUACUUUUACCCUUCGAACUUGCUUCCAUUAUGGGCGGAAUGCUUCGACGAGGCCAACAGGGCCACUGUUACUGAGAGUUCAAUUGCCUAUUUGAAAUCCACGGGCACCAUUUAUUGCAAAGGAGGCGUGCCAACAUCUUUGGAAGAAUCUGGACAACAAUGGGACUUCCCUAAUGCUUGGCCCCCUUUACAACACAUUCUAGUGGCAGGAUUACUGAACACCAAGAAUGAAGAAGCGCGCCAAAUGGCUUUGAAUAUAGCUCGAACAUACACGCAAUGUACGAUUUUCUCGUGUCCAGAGGAUGCUGAGGUCUGCCAUAUGUUUGAGAAGUAUGACGUGAACGCUACCGGCGUCGCUGGUGGAGGUGGAGAGUACGAUGUCCAGACCGGCUUCGGUUGGUCCAACGGUGUGGUGUUCGAAUUCAUUUCACUUUUCGGAGAUGACUUGAUGAUCGAAGAUCCCAUUUUUAAGGACGAAUGUCAGAACUUCAAGCAAGAAAUCGAGCUUAAUACCCAUUUCGAUGUGAGUGGAGGGAAAUCGAAGCUGCUUCGUCGAGACUCCAAUGUGAAUGUUCAGUCCGUGGAACAGAACCCGACCAAUCAUCCUGUCUUGACAAUUGAGGAAACUGAGGAGGAAAAUCCUGAGAAAUCGGCUCAAAAUGAACCCAAUUCUAAGCCGAAGCAAGUGAAUCUCACUGCAGUGUCCAAGCACGAUUUUUCAACGCCUGGAUUGACGAGAAAACUUAUUCGUUUAUAUGAAAACUUGGCCAAAUGAGAUUAUACAUACUGCGUUGUGUGGAACAUCAUUGAUCUGAAAUGUGGUCAAAGGACGAGAUAAAAAGAGGCAAUUCGAUAUUAUUUGUAAUACCAAAUUCUUGCAUCUCAAUGACAAUUAAAUGACAUUUAGACAUUGAUAAACAACUUUCUGGUGCCCUACUCAUUCUCCAGCAUCGAGCAUCAAUAAAAUUUACAGUUCUGGGAAAAUCCAACUUGAA